UCUGACUUUGAAUCUACUCACUCAUCACCCAAAUCACAACAAAAAUCUCACAUAUUCACAAUGGCAUCUGAACUUCCUCCCAACGCCCUCGGCAAAUUGGCAUCAUCCGUCAAGAACAUCGUGACUGGUGUUCCCCUCGAAGACCAAAACGAGACCACUGCGCCAGCCACCAAGCAAGUCGACAAGAGCCUCGACAAGACUGUUGACAAGACCGUCGAGGCCACCGACGAUGCCACCAUCCACAAGGAGAAGCAAGCUCCUGUCGUGCACGAAGACGUCAAGUCUCACGAGCAUGAGAGAGUUGAUACUGAAGUCGAUCACGAGGUCCACCAGGAUCAUUACCAUACCACCAUCCAGCCAGUCAAGGACAAGAACGUCCUGCCCACCAAGCAUGUCUACAAGGAGAAUGAAGUUGAAGAGGAGAUCGACCAUCGCGAUAACCAGGCCAAGAUGAAGGCCAAGGAAGAAGCUGCUGCGAUCAGGAACGAGAAGAAUGUUGAGGACACUACCCACUCAAGAGAGUAUGCCCCCGCGAAGGAGAAUGAGCACAUUCACCACCAUCUCCACGAGAACAUCCAGCCCGUGAUAGAGAGAGAAACCGUCCAACAGAAGGUUAUCCAUACUACAAAUCGGAUCCACGAGAAGGAGCAACUCAACGACGAGUACCAUGAGGCCACCGUUGCCCCCGCAAUCUCGAUGGACGAGUUCAAGAACGGCGGUGCCAAGACUGGAACUACUGUCACCAAGGACAUUGAGAUGCCGGUGUCUGGCGUCAAGGCUGCGGCAAAGAAGAGGGAAGCUCUCGGAGACGUUGAUGUCGAGGAGGGUUCCAAAGUUGAAUCAAUCUAGUGAAAAGGAAAAGAGGUUCUUCCUGUACAGUACUUGACUGUAAAUGCACGUGCCAUCGAUGAAGAAGGCAUGACGAUGGAGAAUUGUAUUAAUAGGACGGAGUUGGGAUAUCUACCUUCAGUACUUUGAUAGCGAAUGAACAGUCCCUGACUGAAGCAAGGA
Molecule: messenger RNA, 1011 nt
Organism: Fusarium verticillioides 7600
Lineage: Eukaryota; Fungi; Ascomycota; Sordariomycetes; Hypocreales; Nectriaceae
Exons: 3
Coding region: 61-849 (262 amino acids)
Source: RefSeq, a predicted model, not a curated record